UAUCUUUUUAUGAUUUAUAACGUAUAUUCAUUUUCAAUUGGUACUCGUUAUUUGACAUAUACUACAUUUUCUCGUUCAUCAUAUGUUAUUAAAGGAUUAUUAACCAUUAUUCCAAUCACGGCAUUUGGAUUAGGUACAUGGCAAUACUAUCGUCUUAAAUGGAAAUCUCAACUUAUAAAAGAAUUUGAAAAGAGAAUAUCUAGUGAACCUUUAAGAUUAACAAAAGAUGUUAAUUUUUCUGAUGUACUUUCGCUUGAAUAUCAAAAGGUUUUAUUAACAGGAAGAUUUAAACAUGAUCAAGAAAUACUUGUGGGACCUCGACUAUUUGAAGGGAAAAAUGGAUAUCAUGUUAUUACACCUAUAGAAAUAGGAGAUGAGUGUAAAUGUUUAAUUAAUCGUGGUUGGAUUCCAUCUUAUAUGGCUGAUCAAUCAAAAAGAACAGAAGGAUUGUCUUCAGAAGAAGUUACUAUCCAAGGUUUAAUACGUUUGCCUCCAAAGAGUAAUUUAUUUACACCUAAAAAUGAACCUGAAUCAAAAAAAUAUUAUUAUAUUGAUAUUGAACAAAUGUCAAAACUAACACAAUCAGAAUAUAUAUAUAUAGAACAGUUGAUAGAUGACUUUAUUAUGGCACCUUUUUUAGCUACUAAAGGAAAACCCAUUGGCAAACUAGCUGAAAUACAAAUACGAAAUAAACAUUUAGAAUAUAUGUUUACAUGGUAUUCCUUGUUUAUUGCAACAUUAUUCAUGCUAUAUCGUGUAUUUAAACAGCCGCAAUCACCAUUAAUUGCUAGAAGAGCAAAUCAGAUCAAAAGAUUUUCCUGAAUUUUUUUAGUCCUUUUUUUUUUUAUAUGUUUAGAUAUUUUAGACGGAGGAGGCAUUUGAGAUUCAAGUUCUCUUGGAAUAUAUUUCUGAAAUAAAGAAUAUAAAGUUGUCUUAGCAUUGAUUUGUCGUUGUCUAUUGUUUGUAAGGAUUAUGAAGAUUUCUUGAACAAAGCUAUUACCUUUUCAUAAGUUGUAUAACAUCUGAAUCUUCAAUUGUUUUUCGUCCAGCAUGUGCUGCGAAGGUAUCUAAAUCUUCUGAAAUUUGUUCGAAAAAUUGGUCGGAUGCUGAACAUAUUAUUUUAAGUGCAUCCUUUGAUAUUUUUAAUGUUGUAAAAUUAGCUGCUAGUUGUCUAAUAAAGGCCAUUGGUAAUGAUGGUAAAGGAAUUCCAUGCCGAGAAACUCUACUCAUUAUUAGUAAAAAUUAUGAGAUAAAUGAUUAAGAACUUUUGUAUUUUUGAUUUUUUGGAUGAAACAGAUGUUUUUGAAGUUUGUUUUAUACUAGGUUUUGUCGAUUCUGGCAGUAAAAAUUCUGGAAGUGUAUCUUUAAACGAUGCUGUUUCAGUAAUCAUCGGGCUUUUUUCAGUUAAAAAUGAAAUUUCUAAAUUGGUUGAAUCAUCCCUAAAUUGUUAAAAAAUACAUUACAAGAUACAUUUAACUCACUCAAUUGUAUCAUUUCUAUAAAAUCUCAUUUUUAAAUCCUCUUCUCUAAAAAAACUUUCAGAUUUUAACAAUCCGUCAUCAUGAAGUGUAAAUUCAUUAAAAGAUGUACUAUUUGCUUCUUGUUCAUUAUAAAUACUGAUAUGUUCA
This is a messenger RNA of Pneumocystis murina B123, 1628 nucleotides long. RefSeq lists its product as hypothetical. The record is from RefSeq and is a predicted model, not a curated record. Gene Ontology annotation, biological process: mitochondrial respiratory chain complex IV assembly. NCBI's taxonomy places the organism in Eukaryota, Fungi, Ascomycota, Pneumocystomycetes, Pneumocystales, Pneumocystaceae. Bases 10 to 822 code for a protein of 270 amino acids. Gene Ontology annotation, cellular component: membrane; mitochondrion. The transcript has 7 exons.